This is a messenger RNA of Aphanomyces astaci, 1575 nucleotides long. RefSeq lists its product as hypothetical. Gene Ontology annotation, cellular component: endoplasmic reticulum membrane. Bases 81 to 1478 code for a protein of 465 amino acids. Gene Ontology annotation, biological process: protein N-linked glycosylation. Gene Ontology annotation, molecular function: GDP-Man:Man(3)GlcNAc(2)-PP-Dol alpha-1,2-mannosyltransferase activity. Lineage: Eukaryota; Oomycota; Saprolegniomycetes; Saprolegniales; Verrucalvaceae. The record is from RefSeq and is a predicted model, not a curated record. The transcript has a single exon.
UACAAGUUGAGUCGUCCGGAUAUGUCUUGUCCUACACGCGUAUCCGGACGGAAAACGCGUUCAAUUUCGAGUUGACACGUAUGUCGGGGAUUCUCGUGGGAGUCGUUGGCGUCGUGAUCGCGAGCCCGUUUGUGGCGCUUGGCACCUUCCUCUUGAUCUUCCACGUGGUUGGGAGGUUGAAGCGCCGUCGGGAUAUCGGCUUCUUUCACCCGUAUGCUGCAUCAGGAGGUGGCGGCGAGCGUGUGUUGUUUUGUGCGUUGCAAACCUUGCCUGCCACUUCCACGGCCGUGAUUUACAUCGGCGAGCCCAUCACACCGACAAAACUGCUGCAAGAUGCCCAAAGUCGAUUCAAUUUCUCCGCGUCGGACGUCAAGUGCAAGAUCGUAGUGGUGGAACUGGCGUACAGAACGCUGCUCGAAGCCAAACACUACCCUCGGUUCACGCUCCUCGGCCAAAGCAUCGGCAGCAUGCUGCUUGGCCUGGAAGCAUUUCUCCGCCACCCCGUGGGUGUGUGGGUGGAUACCACUGGAUGCGCAUUCACGUACCCAUUGGCAUGGCUGGGUGGCGCGACCGUCGUCACGUACACGCAUUACCCGACGAUCUCAAUGGACAUGCUGGACGUGGUAGCUCGGCGCGACGUGGCCUUCAACAACGACGCUGCCGUGGCCAAGAGUCUUACGAAAAGCACGGCCAAGCUGGUGUAUUACCGCUUUUUCGCGGCGUUGUACGGGUUCGUGGGCGGGUUUGCCAAGGUCGUGAUGGUCAACUCGGGGUGGACGCUGAACCACAUCAAGCAACUGUGGCGUAGCGCGCUGCCGCUGGUUGUGUAUCCUCCCUGUGGUACGACGUCGUUCCAAACGUUUCCGCUGGCAGAUCGACAGCCGUGGGCGUUGUCUGUGGCCCAGUUCCGUCCCGAGAAGGACCAUUCGCUCCAACUCCGCGCCAUGCGCGUGCUCCUGGACACCCAUCCCGACGCGAUGGCCACGACGUUCCGCGACUUCAAGAUGAUCCUCUUGGGCAGUUGCCGCGGCGACGAAGACGAAGCGCGCGUGAGCGUCCUCCGACAACAAUGUGCCGACUUGGGUCUGGGCGACUCCCGCGUUCAGUUUGUCGUGAAUGCCCCAUUUUCAGACUUGACGUCGUACUUGGCCAAGGCAUCGAUUGGAUUGCAUUCGAUGCGGAACGAACACUUUGGCAUUGGCAUCGUUGAAAUGAUGGCGGCGGGCCUUGUCGUGAUUGCGCACGACUCUGGCGGCCCGCGCGAAGACAUUGUCAAGCCUGGCACAGGAUACUUGGCCACCACGCCAGAAGAAUACGCCACGUACAUGUAUGACAUCCUCACGCAACCCAAUGUCGCAGACGACACCCGGCAAGCCGCGCGGGUGGCGGCGGGGCGGUUUUCAGACGAAAUCUUCCAAGAGAGCUUCGCCACGGCACUAGCUCCAGUGUUGGCCCUUUCGGCCGCCUCAACGAUUUGAAAGGGCAAUGUGCACACUUGGUGUGCAAUGUAGUAACGUUACUGGUAGAAUGAACACGCCAUAUUUGAUACUACGUACUCUGUUCCAUAAUGAUUGC